UCGCCCAUGGUUUGAUUUAAGAACUAGAUUGGUUUUCCGAUAUCCAGAUUGGAACCGCAAAUCUCUCUCUAUCUGAAUCCUCCGAUGAUUCAGAGUUCGCUGUUAGUUCGGCAAAUCUUUAAUCACUCAAGUCGACCUUCAAUCUGAUGCCAAAAUACACCACAUGUAGAUUCUUUUCCAGACGAAGAUCCCCUUUCUAACUCGAUCGUUUGAUUUCAAAGGAAACCCAGUUGUAGAAACAUAUCAGAAUUACAAAUUCAAUCUUUGAUUUGGGUCUUCGAAAUGGUGUCUGUCAAUCUUGGGAUGCUUCAUUAUGUUUUGGAUCAUAUAUAUGGUGCAUUUGUUCACAGGACAAAUAUAAGCCCUCCUUUUUUUUCAAGAGGGUGGGGUGGAAAUAAGCUUGAGCUUCUAGAGAAAUUGAUCAAUCAGCUUUUCCCAGAAAUUGAAGGUCAGAACUGGCCUCCCCAUUUGGUUCAACCUAUCUGGAAAAAUGUAUGGGAAUCUAAAACUGCAAUCUUGAGAGAAGGCGUUUUCAGGACGCCUUGUGAUGAUCAGCUUCUCAGUGCUUUGCCUCACGAGAGUCAUAUUGCUAGGGUUGCUUUCCUUUCCCCCAAAUGUGUCCCUCCCCAGAAUAUGGCCUGCGUUGUCCAUCUUGCUGGAACAGGAGAUCAUACCUUUGAGAGGAGAUUGCGUCUUGGAGGACCAUUGAUUAAGGAAAACAUUGCAACUAUGGUUCUUGAGAGUCCUUUCUAUGGGCAGAGGCGUCCAAUGCUUCAGCGAGGUGCAAAGCUCUUGUGUGUUAGCGACUUGCUAUUGUUAGGAAGGGUUACCAUUGAAGAGGCACGAAGCCUAUUGCAUUGGCUUGACUUUGAGGCUGGGUUUGGCAAAAUGGGUAUUUGUGGUCUUAGCAUGGGUGGAGUUCAUGCUGCUAUGGUUGGAUCACUGCACCCUACACCUAUAGCAACGCUCCCAUUUCUGUCUCCACACUCGGCUGUUGUUGCAUUCUGCGAAGGGAUAUUGAAGUAUGGCACGGCCUGGGAUGCCCUGAGAGAUGAUCUAGGCUUGGAAAAGACUGAAAUAACACUCGAGGAAGUGAGAGAAAGGAUGAGGAAUGUUUUGUCUCUCACGGAUGUCACUCGCUUUCCCAUUCCCAAAAAUCCUGAUGCAGUUAUACUUGUUGCUGCUACUGAUGAUGGAUACAUUCCAAAGCAUUCGGUGUUGGAGUUUCAAAGAGCAUGGCCGGGAUCAGAGGUGAGAUGGGUAACGGGUGGGCAUGUUUCGUCAUUCAUUCUUCAUAAUGGUGAAUUCAGAAGGGCAAUUGUUGAUGGGCUUAAUAGAUUGCAAUGGAAAGAGACGAUUUCUAGUUCUCCACCCUUGUGAGGAAAAUAGUUUUUGUUAGUUUAUUUCAUUUACAUAAUUUUUUGACAGAAAAUGAUUAAAUUUGAUUGCAAAGAAUCUAAUAAUCUUGGAUCAUCCCCAAGGUUCAGUACAAGGGCUACAUGGCCAAUUUGAUCUAAGUGUACCAUUUUUAUUUUGCUUUUGAGCUGCACAAACUUCUGGAUUGUCCAAAAGUGUUAGAUUUGAUCCUUCAAGGGUAUUUGAAAUUGUCUUUCUUUUUACAUUUAUUCAUGAAUCAUAUCAAUUG
Molecule: messenger RNA, 1645 nt
Organism: Impatiens glandulifera
Lineage: Eukaryota; Viridiplantae; Streptophyta; Magnoliopsida; Ericales; Balsaminaceae
Product: protein ABHD18
Exons: 5
Coding region: 283-1380 (365 amino acids)
Source: RefSeq, a predicted model, not a curated record